This is a messenger RNA of Argiope bruennichi, 3451 nucleotides long. Its product is annotated as fibrous sheath CABYR-binding protein-like. The transcript has 6 exons. Gene Ontology annotation, cellular component: nucleotide-activated protein kinase complex; nucleus; cytoplasm. Gene Ontology annotation, biological process: signal transduction. Bases 182 to 2086 code for a protein of 634 amino acids. Lineage: Eukaryota; Metazoa; Arthropoda; Arachnida; Araneae; Araneidae. Gene Ontology annotation, molecular function: protein kinase binding. The record is from RefSeq and is a predicted model, not a curated record.
UGCAACAGGUGGUAGCUGGAGGUUACUUCUUCCUAGGAUAUUUUUUUCUCAAUAUUUCAAUCCUGUGUAUUUUCCGGUGUUGUAUUUCUGCGCUUUUUAUGUGGGAAACUUGUGUGGAUAUUUUUUACUAGUCCUUCAGCUGUUUUCACAGAUUAAUUUCUGCUAUCGUUUUUACGUCAUAAUGGGUAUCAAAGCUAGCAAGAAGGCGGACAUCACUGCCCCUCCCCAGAAGGACAAGAAGCUGAAGCGCAAGAAGAGCAAAAAGGAAUCCUCAGCAGCCGUCAACGGAGAUACGGGUAUCGAAGAAGUCAGCAUUCAGGAAAAGAAAGACGACUCUCAAAUUUUGGAGAAUGGGCCAAAACCUGCAGAAGAAGGUACAGAAGCCAAGAAGGCCGAGACUGAGAGUGCAGGAUCAAAUGAUGCGCCAACAGACAUUGUGCAGGACAGUCCAGACAAAGAAGGCUCUGGAGUUGCUGUGAUAUCUGAGGUUAUGUCUCCUUCCAGUCAAACGUCGCCAGUAGGUGAAGAAUCAAAGGAAAAAACCGAACAAAAAGUUGAAUCGCCUGCCAGUGAAACAGUGGAAGCGAAAAUUGAAACAGAUGAAAAACCUGCAGCAGAAGUUCCUAAAUCUCCUGUGGAGACUGAAGCGAAAUCCGAUGUUCCUGCUGAAACUAAGCCAGAGGCACCAGCUACCUUAGAAAUUAAGCAGGAAACAGCACCAGUAGAAGCCAAAACUGAAGUUCUCAAAGAAGAGCCCAAAGUAGAAGUUCAAGUUGCAGAGUCUCCUAAAGAAGAACCCAAGGUGGAAACGCCUGUUGCAGAAGCUCCCAAAGAAGAGCCCAAAGUAGAAACUCCAGUUGCAGAAGCACCCAAAGAAGAGCCCAAAGUAGAAACUCCAGUUGCAGAAACACCCAAAGUAGAAACUCCUGUUGCUGAGGCACCCAAAGAAGAACCUAAAGUUGAAACGCCAAAGGAGGAGCCAAAGGUAGAAAUCCCAGCACCAGAAUCCCCAAAAGCAGAAACUCCUGUUGCAGAACCUAUCAAAGAAGAACCUAAGGUUGAGACUCCUGUUGCAGAAGAGCCCAAAGCAGAAACGCCUGUUGUAGAAUCUCCUGUAGAACAAAAGGUGGUCACUCCUCUUGAAGAAGCUCCUAAAGAACCUGCAGCAGAAACCCCCAAAGAAGAACCCAAAGUAGAAACUCCAGCUACUGAGGAACCCAAAGUAGAAACUCCAGCUACUGAGGAACCCAAAGUAGAAACUCCAGCUACUGAGGAACCCAAAGUAGAAAGCCCAGUUGCAGAAGAACCCAAAGUAGAUAGCCCUGUAGAAGAAGCCCCUGUUGCUGAGGGAACCCAGGUAGCAAGCCCUGUUGUAGAAAGUCCAGUUUCUGAAGCACCUAAAACACCCAGUCCUGUUGUAGAAAGCCCUGUAAAUGAAGAAACAAAUGUAACUAGCCCUGUUCCAGAAGUGGCCAGUCCAGUUGUAGAAAGCCCUGUAUCUGAAGAAUCAAAGGUGGCCAGUCCUGUUGAAAGUCCAGUGGCAGAAGAACCCAAAGUAGAGUCUCCAGUUGCAGAAGUUACACCUGAAGCACAAUCACCUGCGGAAGCUCCACAAAGUCCAGCAGAAGUCGCACCUGUUGUUGAAAAAGUUGAAGAGAGUGCUGUUUCAAAAGAGCCAGAACCAGUGCAAGAGACAAAAGUUGAAUCACCUGUAGAAGAGGUUCAAGUUAAUCAGGAAUCGGCUGAAGAGAAGGCUCCUGUUACCAAUGGUGGCAUGAAUGGGGAUGUGGAACAUGAGGAAUCCAAGGUUACAGUGAAUGGUGAUGAAAAGAGUGAUUCAACGGAAGUACCAACUACUCUGACAUGGAAAAAUGGUGGUGAUAAUGUAGCUGUGUUAGGAGAUUUCAAUCAAUGGGAAGAUAAAUGUAUACUUCAUAAACAGGAUGACGUUUUCUCUACUAAAAUAAAGCUCUCCAAAGGAACGCAUCACCUGAAAUACAUUGUUGAUGGUGUUGAAACAAUUGAUGAUAGCCAACCAACUGUGGAACUCGAUGGCCAUGGUCAAGUCAAUGUGUUGGUCAUCUAAAAUGAAGAAAAGAUGCCAUAGGAUGUAAAAUAUUACAUUAUGUAAAAUCUGCCACUUGUGAAGGAACUCCAUAAAGUAGUUCUAUUACUUUACACUCACCUGAAAGUAUUAAAUUUCUGGGAAAGGCUUUACAGAGCAAGAACACUUCCAUAAUUUAUCAAAAGUUAUGGUUAUUUGUGAAAUGGAUGUGGUAUUUGGUUGUGAACAAAGGAUUGACAACAUGCUGUUUCAUUAAGUUAAAAACAACUUCUACAGCCUGGCCUACUAAUCAUAGUGACCAUGGCUGGGACUACAAGACGCUUUUCCUAAAAUGUUAUUGUAGUGACAUGUAGUAUAUAGAAUGUGUGUAUGUGCUAGUUUAUAUCAAAUUUCCUACUUUCCUUUGAUCACUUCCUUUUCUAGUAAGUAUUCUGAAGUUUUUAAAAACUGUCUUUUGUAUGAAUACUAAUUAAUGUCUUUAAUUGUUUUUUGGGGUUUAAGUGUGGUUCAUUUAAUCAAAAUGGAUUCUUUUUGUAUAUACAUGAAUUCUUAUAUUUUACAUACGUAAUUAAGAUCAAUUUUCCUUUUAAUCUCUUCAGUUGGUGUAAUCAUGGGUUCUUGCUUUCAUGUCUUCCCAUAUCAGAACAAUUUCUCAAUGUUAACCCACCAAUAAUUCUUAAAUUUUAUGCCUUUUUAACUGCAGGUAAAAAUGAGCUAGAUGCCUACCUAAAUGCCAAUCAUUGAAUAUCUUCCCAAUUGUAAACCUUUUAAUUAAUACUUUAUACUAAUAUACAUUCAUAGAGUAAGUUUUUUAAACAUUUUAAGAAAGCUGCCAAAUCUUUAUACUACAGGUUUUACAUUUUUUUAAAAAUAAGUUUACAUUGUCAGUGUAUCAAACACGUUAUCUGAAGGUGUCUAUUUACUGGUAUUUAAGGUUUUUCUUUAUUUCUGAUCUUUUAGAAAGGUCAGAAAGUUUACAAGUAUGUAGUGCCUUCUUAAUAAAUAUCACUUGCUUUCUUAUGUAUCUACAAGUUUUUAGGAUUUAUGUGUUUGGAUACUUUUGUAAAGAAUAAGAUUUUGGUGCUGUUUUUCAUGUUAAUAUUAAAAGAAAGAUUGACACUUCACUUUCCUAAUUAAAAAUACAUCUGUAAUUAAAUUUUUAGAAUCAGUUUCUAGUCACAAUACUGAGUAUUUGUAAUUAAAUCUUUACCCUUUAGAAAAGCUUGCUACAGAAAUAAAAAGGUCAAAUCUACGUAGAGCUAAACCUUCAUGGAUUUUAUUCAAUGUAAUUUGCAUCACAUUUUUAUUUUGUGUUUCUUUGAUUUGUCAUAUUGUUAAUAUUUUGUACUGCAGACUGCUUUUUCAAAUAAAUAAUUCAAAGGACCA